AUGAGGUUAAGUGAUGAACUUCAAUACUCAAUAUUAUCAUACAAAAACAGAGACCAUUACUCAAAUAGUAAAAUUGCAAAAAAAUUAGGUGUCCACAAAACAAAAGUGGCAAAAACAAUUCAAAGAUAUGAACAAACAGGUUCAAUCAAUGACCAUCAACGUUCUGGAAGUAAAAAAAAGAUUCUUGAAAGAGAUGAAGGUCUAAUAUGUUUCAAAUUUUUAAAUGGUGAGCUGAAGAAUGAAAUUAGCAGUGGUUUGGUAUUAUUCAACAACUGGCCACACCAGAUCAGACUGGUUAGUUAA
Messenger RNA from Dictyostelium purpureum, 303 nucleotides. RefSeq lists its product as uncharacterized. The record is from RefSeq and is a predicted model, not a curated record. Bases 1 to 303 code for a protein of 100 amino acids. The transcript has a single exon. NCBI's taxonomy places the organism in Eukaryota, Evosea, Eumycetozoa, Dictyosteliales, Dictyosteliaceae.